GGGUCGUUGUCUCCAUUGCACAUCCAUGUUAUUCCAAGCUCCUCUUUAAAGGGACCACAUUUUGCUGCCUCCCUGACCUGAGUCCUCCUCUCCUCUCCUUCCUCCCAUGCACGCCGCCAAUGGUGGAGGCGGAAGGCGAUCAGUGACCAUCUUGCCGACCUCAAAGUUCUCAGCUUGUGGUCACAGAUAGAUUUUGGUCUCUUCCUGGUUGCCUACCUGGUACGUGCUUGAAUGGUACGAGGCUGAGUGCGAAGCUUGGUAUAGGUAGGUAGGAGAGAGCUCUCAUGGCGCUGGAGGCUGUGGUGUUCCCGCAGGAGCACCUCUCGUGUGCGGCGACGUACAACGCGGCGCCGUCGCUCGGAUGCGGCGUCGUCGACAUGGACGAGUUCGAAGAGAACGGAGGCGUGGUGCUGCAAGAGGAGGCCGCCGCGGCGGCGAUGCACGGCGGCGCAGGUGGUGGGACGAGCGCCUGGGUCAACGCUGCGACCUGCGCGCGCUCCAUUGCUUCCGGCGCCGCCGUGGAGGAGUUCUGGGACGAGAGGCACUUCCCCGUGUCACCUCCGGCGCUGUCGCGGACGGCCGCGUCCCCGGCGCCUACGCCGGCAGCGUCCGGCGGUGGGCACGCCAAGGCGGCCGCGCGGAGGAGGCGGCGGCGCCCCAAGGUGGUGAAGAACAAGGAGGAGGCGGAGAGCCAGCGGCGCAACCACAUCGCCGUGGAGCGCAACCGGCGGCGGCAGAUGAACGAGUACCUCGCCGUGCUCCGCUCCCUCAUGCCGCCAUCCUACGCGCAGCGGGGUGACCAGGCGUCGAUCGUCGCGGGCGCCAUCAACUUCGUCAAGGAGCUGGAGCAGCUGCUGCAGUCGCUCGAGGCGCAGAAGCGGCGCGCGCUGGGACCCGACCACGACCGGCCGCCGCCGUUCGCCGGGUUCUUCACGUUCCCUCAGUACUCUACCACCGCCGCUGGCGAUGACAAUGUCGGCGGCUCUGGCGCCGACGGCGAGGGCGGCUGCGGCGGCGCUCGGCCCGGCGCGGCCGACAUCGAGGUGGCCAUGGCGGAGAGCCACGCGAACGUGAGGGUGCUCGCGCCGCGGCGGCCGAGGCAGCUGCUCAGGAUGGUGGUGGCGCUGCAGUGCCUCGGCCUCACCGUGCUCCACCUCAACGUCACCACCACCGCCGACCGUUUGGCCCUCUAUUCCUUCAGUCUCAAGAUGGAGGGUGAAUGUCGGCUCUCUUCGGUCGACGAAAUCGCCGCCGCCGUCAACCAGAUGGUCGCGAAGAUCGCCGGCGAGUGCAUCAGUUAAUAAUUAGCUUGAAAAAGAGUGUAGUGUAUGUGUGUGUGUGCGCUUGUAGCAUUAAUUAUGCCCUAGUACAUGGAUAAUUCAGGCGAUUUGCGCCAUUGUCAGGGUAGUACAAUACUAGUUGCCCCCAUGUUUGCGUGCAAGUAAUUAGUAAACAUGUAGUACCGAUCAGCGGAUCAGAUCUGCUUAACUGAAUUUUCAAGUACAUAUGUAAGCAUCCAGCUCGUCGAGUCACAUCUUGCAGCACCAAUUAUUUAGCACCAGGAGAUGCUACUAGCUGCGUGUGUCUAUGGGUGAUCAGCUGGUGGUGGCUAAUUUUCGUUCGUUCUAAUCUUUUCUGAACGAAACUGGCUAGUUUCCAUUGAUGAAUCACUGUUUCAUCAGGUAAUAUCUAAUGAAUUAUGGCCCGGUUCAAUCAUCUCUUACAUUGCUAUCA
Molecule: messenger RNA, 1734 nt
Organism: Oryza brachyantha (malo sina)
Lineage: Eukaryota; Viridiplantae; Streptophyta; Magnoliopsida; Poales; Poaceae
Product: transcription factor bHLH94-like
Exons: 3
Coding region: 285-1301 (338 amino acids)
Biological process (GO): regulation of transcription by RNA polymerase II
Molecular function (GO): RNA polymerase II cis-regulatory region sequence-specific DNA binding; protein dimerization activity; DNA-binding transcription factor activity, RNA polymerase II-specific
Source: RefSeq, a predicted model, not a curated record